AUGGCAAAAAUUGUCUUACUCGUAAUCUCUACCAUCGUUUUAAAUGUUUGGGCUGGCCACGAUAACGCCCAUUACAAAUUCGAAUACGGUGUCCACGACCCUCACACCCACGACAUCAAGUCGCAGCAUGAACACAGAGAUGGUCAUCAUGUGACUGGAGCCUACACCUUAAAAGAAGCCGACGGCACCACGAGGGUAGUUAAAUAUAGAUCAGGACCUCACACUGGAUUCGAAGCAGUAGUCGAAAGGAUUGGCCAUGCUCAACAUCCCGCUCACUAUGGUCAUGGGCACGGUCAUGGUUACGGCCAUGGACAUGGAGGAGCUACCAGCUACGUUGGAACCACGCAUUGGGCUAACCAAGGACAUGGAGGUGAUGGAGGUCAUCAUGGAUAUUAG
Messenger RNA from Anoplophora glabripennis (Asian longhorned beetle), 396 nucleotides. RefSeq names its product cuticle protein 19-like. Gene Ontology annotation, cellular component: extracellular matrix. The record is from RefSeq and is a predicted model, not a curated record. The transcript is spliced from 3 exons. NCBI's taxonomy places the organism in Eukaryota, Metazoa, Arthropoda, Insecta, Coleoptera, Cerambycidae. The coding region runs from base 1 to 396 and encodes 131 amino acids.